AUGGUGCAUCGCGUAGCAACGGAGCCGGACCGCAAGCCUGAGUCGCGCCUCGAGAGCGCGAAGGCACACAACACAUCUCUCGCGGGACAACGCCAUCUUCUGGAGCAACUCCUACCGCUAGUUACGCAACUAGAAGAAAAGGGCGUCACACUGAAUGGAUCCUUCCUGGUACAAAAGAUUCUUGCGAAAUUCACCACAAGCAUUCAGCGCAAAGUUUUGGAGCACCGGAUGACCUCACCCAUGAGGGAGGAUAUGUGGAAAAUGAAGGACAUUCUCACCGACAUCGACAAAAUCAUAGACACAGAAGAGCGCAUAAACCGAAUGGUACACAAUCUCGAACAGGACAAUCGGAUGCGCUCAGAAGGCUCACAGAGUUACAAAAUACAGAAGACCCAACAAAAAGGGGCACCCUGUAUAUUUUGUAACUCUCAUGAACACAAAGCGGCAAUGUGUCCGAAGUACGACACAAUACAGGAAAGGAGAAACUUUUUCAGGGAACACAACAAGUGCAUGAAUUGCGGAACAAGUGGACACUUCACCAAGGAUUGCACAAAAGAAGGAUGCAGGCUGUGCGAUGGAAAGAAACAUCAUCAUACCUUGUGUCCACAGCGCACGAAACCGAAUCCAGUAACAGGCACAAGUACUAGAAGAGAACAGGAAAAUCAAUUCUCCAGGCGGAACACACCUCAACGAGAUCCUACAAAGAGUGGAAACAACCCACAACAGAGGAAACUAACCAAUACGCUUGCGCAUAUGCACUCAGCGGACACUGAGCUAUGCGAAGCGGGAGCACAAAGGCAUAGGCAAACGGCAGGUGCCGACCUAUAUGUGGCGGCGGCUUAUGGCGCGGAGGACAGCCAUAACCGCACCUCAAGUGGCGCCUUUCUCAGAGAAAGGACAGUG
Ostertagia ostertagi is the source of this 903-nucleotide messenger RNA. NCBI's taxonomy places the organism in Eukaryota, Metazoa, Nematoda, Chromadorea, Rhabditida, Trichostrongylidae. The record is from the annotation of a GenBank genome assembly.